AUGAGGCAAAGAAGUGCCCGUAAGGGAGCACCAAAACCAGCUCCAUCUACUGUUUGUUACUGUGAUGGUAAGCGUGAAGUGGGAACAUUAGAGCUAUAUUGUGCUGUUUGCCGAAAAUGGUUCCAUGGACGAUGUCUGAAAGAUUUAACUGACUUCUACGGACUACCAUUCAUGGUAUGCUACGUAUUCAAUUGUGCCGACUGUAGUCCAACAAAGAGAGAAACAUGGACACCGAAACAAGCAAAUUUUGCUCAUAUGUGUGUUACUGUUCUUGCAAAUCUGACACACAACGCACGCACCAAAAGAGCUAAUGCGGGAAAUGAAUCGGGAGAUAACGAUCAGGAAUUGAUAUUUUUAAACUUGGAAAAUGAAAUUAUACCUUAUUUCAAUGCACAGUGGGAAAAUCUUACAUCUAUGAGUCGAAGGGUCAAAAAUACUUGGCAUCAAACUUUGCAAAAGUCCUUAACCAAAGAAACAGAAUUAUUUGAAGCAAGCGAUGACGGACAAAUAUUUGCGUUACGUGAACGUGAUUUAUCAUCCAUAGGUCCGGGUCAUGAAUCAUUGAAGCAGAUCGGUCGAAGUAAACCAGUGGUUUCAAGUUCAACACGUGACUUGUCCAGAGAGAAUUUCGAAAGGUCUGAUGAUUUAGGUGAUGGUCCCAAGACGAGAGGUUCAUCCAAACGACGUAAUGUUGAUCCUCCAAAUGCCUUCAAAAAAGCGAAACUAACUGCUGAUUACGCAUCAACACGAAUUAUUGGAAUUUCCGCACCCAUCGAUUUCCCAUUUAAUCGCGAAGGCUAUCGAUAUUAUCUUGUCGAAAAAGAUCUUACCGUUCCCAACAGAGACAUCUUCGAAUUGGAUGAAAGCACAUAUAGCAAGCCAAUCCCAGCACACAUUUAUCGUGUCGUUGUUCAUCCAGUAGUUACCUUAUCUCCAAAUGAUCGUGCUUAUCAGUUGAAAUUAUCGGAAGAUCGACUAUCCGUGAGCGGUUUUGAAGGUUACAGUGUCGCUCGAGCUACUCACUCGGUAUCCCAUGGUACUUGGUAUUUUGAAGUGGUCUUCACAGCGCAGCCACCAGGUUCACAUAUAAGGAUCGGUUGGAGCCAAGCUGUGGCACCUAUACAAGCAUGUGUUGGCUAUACACAAUUGUCUUAUUCUUGGAGAAGUCAUAAAGGCACAGUAUUUCAUCAGGCAAAAGGCAAACACUAUGCGGAUGGUGGUUUUAAAGAAGGCGACGUCUUAGGAUGUUUGAUAUCAUUACCUCCUUGUCCGGCGGAUAAAGAAUAUGAUUUUACUUCUGCAAAAAAUCUACCAUCUUCAUCAACUUAUUUGCCGCCUUCGUACAAAAAUUUGCCUUUGAUCAAUUUCAAACAUAAUUACUUUUAUGAAGAGAAGGAUGACAUAACUGCAGCACUAAAAAAUUUAAAAACAGCGCCUGGAAGUUGGAUUGAAUUCUACCGGAAUGGCAAGAGUUGUGGAAUUGCUUUCACGGAUAUUUAUGCUGGUUUCUAUUAUCCUGCAGUAUCAUUAUUUCAAGGUGCUACAGUUCGAUGUAAUUUCGGUCCUUCAUUUCGCUAUUCAGUGCCAUCUGGAGCUCGUGGAAUGUGUGAAAGAGUUGGAGAGAUGUAUAUUGAACAGACAUUAGCAGACAUUCUGUACUUGACUGAGAACGAGGAUGAAUUAGCUGAAGAAGCUGCUAAAUGUGCUCAUAAUCAAUAA
Messenger RNA from Acanthocheilonema viteae, 1719 nucleotides. The record is from the annotation of a GenBank genome assembly. Lineage: Eukaryota; Metazoa; Nematoda; Chromadorea; Rhabditida; Onchocercidae.